Messenger RNA from Parnassius apollo (apollo), 993 nucleotides. Lineage: Eukaryota; Metazoa; Arthropoda; Insecta; Lepidoptera; Papilionidae. The record is from the annotation of a GenBank genome assembly.
AUGUUAUUUUUUAUUAACGAAACAAAACGACAUUCCAGUGUUAAAAACUCAUAUGAUGUUUUGUUUUUUGGCUCCGAUAACAUUGCUCUUGAUAGCCUAAAAAAAGUGAACGAAUUCAGAAUAAAAGAAAAACUUAUCGGACGUCUUGAUCUCGUAACAGCAAAUACUUCUAAAAAUAAAUAUGCCAUAGAAAAAUAUGCCAAUUCAGAAUCUUUGAACACUUUAGCAUGGCCUUUGCAAAAUUUAGUUUCCGGCGAAUACGACAUUGGUUUAAUAGUAGCCUUUGGUCACCUUAUUAAGAAUAACAUUCUUGAAAAAUUCCCUCUAGGAAUGGUUAAUAUGCAUCCAAGUAUACUCCCUCGGUGGAGAGGUGCUGCACCUGUCAUUUAUACUCUCUUACAUGGUGAUCAUAUAUCUGGAGUCUCGCUCAUGAAAAUAAAACCAGAUGUUUUUGAUGUAGGUGAAAUAAUUAGUCAAAAAGUAGUACCAGUUACAAAAGAUAUUAAGUUACCAGAGUUAACGAAACAGUUAUCAAGUAUUGGUGCUGAUAUGCUAGUAGAAUGCCUGAGAAAUUUGCCACAAAGCUUAGAAAACGCCCGACCUCAAAGUAAUGAAGGAGUAACAUAUGCGAGAAAAAUCAAUAAAAGUAUAAGUGAAGUGAGAUGGACAGAAAUGAAUGCCUUGGAUGUAUACAAUUUAUACCGAGCAAUCUAUGGAAUGUAUCCUCUUAAAACGAGAUUUAGAGACAAAGAACUAAAACUGUUUAAUGCAUUUCUGGACAAUUUUGAAGAAGUUGAACAAUCCAAUAAACCCCCUGGUACUAUAGAAUAUUGUAAGAAAACUAAUGCCAUAAGGAUAUUGUGUAGAGACAGAAAAUAUAUUUAUUUUAAAUCACUUAGAAUAGUUGGUAAAAGAGAGAUAACGGCUUUGGAUUUUUAUAAUGGCUAUAUUAAAAAUAUACCAUCACAGAAGAGAUAUUUAAUGGUUUGUUAA